This is a messenger RNA of Condylura cristata (star-nosed mole), 2009 nucleotides long. It is a transcript of the gene PANK2, whose product is annotated as pantothenate kinase 2. Gene Ontology annotation, molecular function: ATP binding; pantothenate kinase activity. The transcript has 9 exons. Bases 1 to 1524 code for a protein of 507 amino acids. NCBI's taxonomy places the organism in Eukaryota, Metazoa, Chordata, Mammalia, Eulipotyphla, Talpidae. The record is from RefSeq and is a predicted model, not a curated record. Gene Ontology annotation, biological process: coenzyme A biosynthetic process. Gene Ontology annotation, cellular component: cytosol; nucleus.
AUGGAGCUCUCAUUGGAUGGAGGCGCGGUCGAUCCGCCUAAGGCCAGGAAGCCCAUUGGAUACGAGGCCUUCGGGCCGCCCUCAGCCUGCUGGGAUUGGCUCUCUGUGCGUUGGCGCAACGGAAGAGGCGGCCGGGCGAGGGUGCGCCUUUGCUCCGGCUGGACUGCCGCGGAGGAGGCGACGAGGGGUCCUGCGCUGGGGGCCUGGCUCGGACGGCAGCGGUGGCUGCUGCGGAUGGGAUCGGGCCGGUUCGGCGAGCCCAUGGAGCGCCACGGCAGGGCCGCGGCCGCCGCUACCUCCUCGUCGGCCCAGGAGUCGGCGCCCGCCGCCGGGGCCUCGGCUUCGGGGGAGGGCGUUAGGCGGGACCGGCCAGGCUCCUACAGCGGCGCUACUUCGGCCUCCCGCCAUCGCGUCGAAAGCCGCAGGAAGAAGCGGCCGCUAUUCCCAUGGUUUGGCUUGGAUAUUGGUGGAACCUUGGUCAAGCUGGUUUAUUUUGAACCCAAAGACAUCACUGCUGAAGAAGAAGAAGAAGAAGUAGAAAGUCUUAAAAGCAUUCGGAAGUACCUGACCUCUAACGUGGCUUACGGGUCCACGGGUAUUCGGGACGUGCACCUGGAGCUGAAGGACCUGACUCUGUGUGGACGCAAAGGCAAUCUGCACUUUAUACGCUUUCCCACUCAUGACAUGCCUGCUUUUAUUCAGAUGGGCAGAGAUAAAAACUUCUCAAGUCUCCACACUGUCUUUUGUGCCACUGGAGGUGGAGCGUACAAAUUUGAGCAGGAUUUCCUCACAAUAGGUGAUCUUCAGCUUUGUAAACUUGAUGAACUAGAUUGCUUAAUAAAAGGAAUCUUAUACAUUGACUCAGUUGGAUUCAAUGGACGGUCACAGUGCUAUUACUUUGAAAAUCCUGCUGAUUCUGAGAAAUGUCAGAAAUUACCAUUUGACUUGAAAAAUCCAUACCCUCUACUUCUGGUGAACAUUGGUUCUGGGGUUAGCAUCUUAGCAGUAUACUCCAAAGAUAAUUACAAGCGAGUCACAGGUACCAGUCUUGGAGGAGGAACUUUUUUUGGUCUCUGCUGUCUUCUUACUGGCUGUACCACUUUUGAAGAAGCUCUUGAAAUGGCAUCUCGUGGAGAUAGCACUAAAGUGGACAAACUAGUGCGAGACAUUUAUGGAGGGGACUAUGAGAGGUUUGGACUGCCAGGCUGGGCGGUGGCUUCGAGUUUUGGAAACAUGAUGAGCAAGGAGAAGCGAGAGGCGGUCAGCAAAGAGGACCUCGCCAGAGCGACGUUGAUCACCAUCACCAACAACAUCGGCUCUAUAGCAAGAAUGUGUGCCCUUAAUGAAAACAUUAACCAGGUGGUAUUUGUUGGAAACUUCUUGAGAAUAAAUACGAUCGCCAUGCGGCUUUUGGCGUACGCUUUGGAUUACUGGUCCAAGGGGCAGUUGAAAGCACUUUUUUCGGAACAUGAGGGUUAUUUUGGAGCCGUUGGAGCACUCCUUGAACUGUUGAAGAUCCCCUGAUCUGUACCUGGGGAGGGGUCUUGGAAUCUUCCACUCUGGGAUCUCUGGACUUUUGUUUUUUAAGAGACUUAACUCAGUUUUAUGAUGUGUACUACCUGAAUCAAAGCAAGAGAGGACAAGUGUUUUUCUAAGUUAUCAAGAUCACUCCUUAAAAAUGUCAGUCUAACGUAGUGACUGAUAACACGUGUCUAAAGAAGCGGACAUGUUCAUGGCAGUGAGGAUAUGCUGUGUAAGAUGCUGUUCAGUGUAUCCUCGCUAAACAUGCUGCGUAUUCCUGCAAGUUAGCUUUACUGGAGCCACUUCAGGGGAGAGCUGUUCAGUGUUCGGCUGGCCGGUUUUGUGUCCUAUUUGACUUGGCUGAAUGUAAAGCAAGCUACUGUGUUAAGAUCACAACGUUGUCGCUGGCCGUGGAGGUCAUCCAAGUACUCGCUCUGGUGUGCAUGGACCCUUCGUGUGAACACAUUGAAAAAUAUGUUUUAUUUCAA